This is a messenger RNA of Closterium sp. Yama58-4, 2502 nucleotides long. The record is from the annotation of a GenBank genome assembly. Lineage: Eukaryota; Viridiplantae; Streptophyta; Zygnematophyceae; Desmidiales; Closteriaceae.
AUGUGUCUGGUUCGCAAGCCGCAGCGGGACCCCGUCGUGGGCGACUUGUUGGUCCUCAUCGCGCGAGCCGCAUACAACAUCAGUUUCUUUAGUCGGGACGUCGAGACACGUUAUCGUCUGUUCGAUCUUUUCUCCACGCUAGUCGUUCCGUGCCUCAGCGUUCCCCAGCGAGCUCGCCGCAUGGCGAGCCAUACGGUUACGAACGCAGUGGCAGCCACUCCUUUUCAAAAGGGCGGGAAGCUGUCAGAGAAUGGGAAAAGCGUUCUUGAAUGGCCUCGCGUGAGCCCUCCGCUACUCGCGGUGCUCAACGCGCUGCUGCUGGCGCUCGUGGUGGUCGAGGUGUGGCCGCAAUUCGCGGGCGACGGGCCCACGUGGGGAACACGCGGCACGUGGGGUGUGCAGCAGCCAAUAGAAGCGCUGCUGGGCUCGCCCGGUGUAGCAAGAGGACAUCACGACGGCAACAGUAGCGCCACGCGAGCACCGUCACACGCUGCAGAUCGUCCAUCCAAUGCCGCCCAUGCUCCAUUCUAUGCCUCCCUAGAACAGGAAAUUUGCUGGUCAUCAGAACCCGUGGUUACCAGCAGCAUACGACCAGCAGCAGCAGCAGCAGUAGUAGCAGCAGCAACAGGAGAAGCAGCAGAAGCAGCAGCAGCAACAGGCGGGGUGGUGGUGGGCGGGAGGGGAUGCAGGCGCUGCGUGCGGGGCGAGCAGUGCAGCUUUCACGUGUGGGUGCAGCCGCCUGCUCACUGGGUGUUGCCCCCUGUGGAUAAUGCGAGCAGUGAAAGGGAGACCAGUGGAGAGGGGGGGAAUAGCGGAGAGGGGGAGAGCAGCAGCAGCAGCAGCGGCGGCAUGGAGCCGAGCUGGUGGAAGAAGGAUGUGACGCUGUCUCUGCUGGGGCCUGCCCUGGGCCACGGGGAGGUGCAAUGCCUCGACCCCCCUGCCUGCUCGCACCUCCGCAUCUCCUAUCGCUUGUGGGACGUGGGGACUUACAGUGCAACACUUCAUGUGGGUUGCGCCAAUCUCAACUUCUCACCGGCCUUUGCUGCCCAUUUCAACUCCACCUACCGCCAUGACCUUGCCACGUGGAGCCUCUCCAUUGGCUGGCUAGAAUCCGUUUCCGAGAAGAUUCAUGGCUUUGCAGGUGCUUCUGCAACUGCUGAUGCUGCUGCUGGUGGUGCCAAUGCUGGUAGCAAUGGCGAUGAUGCUGGGGAUAGUGGCGAGGCUGCUUAUUCCAGAGGAGCAGAUGCUUCUGAUUCUUCUGAUUCGGGUGCUGCAGCUGCUGCCGAUGAUGAUGUUGAUGGUGGUGACAGUGCUGCCAGGUCAUCGUCAGAAGAUAGGGUCCUUCUGAAUGACGUGGCAGCUGGUGAUGAGGCACUUGGAGAAGGUGAUACCACCUCCACAGAUACUACCCUUCCAGAUACCACCUCCCCAGAUACCACCGCCCCAGAUACCACCUCCCCAGAUACCACCGCCCCAGAUGCUACCUCUCCCAGCAAGCUGCCCUCUCCCUGUGCACUCUCUUCUAUCCCCGGUCGGUGGACCCAGACACACAGUGGCAAGUACAUCUGGGCCUUCUUCCCCUGUGCACCAGCAGAGUCGCCUCCCAGCCGUUGGAUCGAGCAGCUGGCAAGCAGGGGCAUCCGCGAGAUCAACAUAGCGGGCGACUCCCACCAGCGGGUGCUGGCGCUGCACCUGCACUGGCUGCUCUCAGGGGAGGCGGACAAGCGCAUCCGCAAGGGGCACUCGGACUUCAGCAAGGAGUCGAGGAAUGAGCGCAACGAGACGAUGCGGAUCAACUUCUACUGGGUGGAUGGGAUUUACCGGAAUGAUGAGUUUGGAUGCAGUCACCGGGGAGUCUUCACUCAUCGCAACACCACGUUCCCAACCAACAUGUCCACCACAGCUGACGUCACCCUUCUAGAAGCAGGCUAUUGGAUGAACAAGUGGUGCACAGAGCCAGUCCAAGCCAUGCGAGCCCACCUCUCAGAGUACCUCAAUUGGGGAUUGCAGUUUGCCGCCCAAUUUGGGAAGCUAAUAGUGUUGCGCACGGCGCCUCCAGUGCCGAAUGGGGGUGACCAUUGUUUCGUGGGGUCGUAUCCCGGGCCGGCUACCAACCUGGCACUUAUGGAGAUCAAUCGGUUGAUGCGUCAACUUACAGCGAGUGGGAAGGUAUAUGGUGGUGGUGCUAAUGUGUUGGGCAAGAAAAGAGCAGAUAGUGCAAAUGAAACAGGUUACAGUGAAGCUGAUGCGGACCCAGCUGAGCCGUGGGACGACGCGUCAAUAUCGAGGGCGUUUACAGUUGAUGGGAAGCGGCAGGCAUCAACGGUGCCGGUUUUUGAUUCGUGGAAGAUCGAGGCGCCUCGGUACAUGGACGUGUGUCCAAAAAAGGAUCACCACUAUUCAUGCUAUCGAGAAUUUGCAAACAGAAAAGCAAAGAUUCGAGGUGUAGUAGGGGAGGCUGUUGCGCGUGCAUUGGUACACUUCCUACUCCACAACCUGUAA